Messenger RNA from Drechmeria coniospora, 1434 nucleotides. Its product is annotated as Snf1 kinase complex beta-subunit Gal83. Gene Ontology annotation, molecular function: protein kinase binding. The record is from RefSeq and is a predicted model, not a curated record. Gene Ontology annotation, cellular component: nucleus; cytoplasm; nucleotide-activated protein kinase complex. The transcript is spliced from 3 exons. Gene Ontology annotation, biological process: signal transduction. NCBI's taxonomy places the organism in Eukaryota, Fungi, Ascomycota, Sordariomycetes, Hypocreales, Ophiocordycipitaceae. The coding region runs from base 1 to 1434 and encodes 477 amino acids.
AUGGGGAACAACCACUCAUCGGCCUCCAAGUCGCCGGCGCCGGCUGCUGCUGGUGCAGGCGCUUCCCCGCAGACGCAUCAGACGCCGACGCAGACGACUUCGGCCGACAAAGUCAACCAGCAACAACAUCAGCAGCAGCACAGUCAACACCAAGGCAGCCCGCAUCACCACGAUUCCGCCCGCGGCAGCCAACGCAGGGACGGCCGCAACAUCAUCGCCGCCCACACGACGCACCGCUCGGCCGCGCCUCCGGAGGCGUCGCUGGCCCUCGCCCAGGGCUCGACCGUCGCCAACCGGCCGAGGAGCAGCCUGCCGGGCACCGCCGUUUCCUCCCUCAGCGGCUCUCCGCUCAGCAAUCUCUCGUCCACGCCGGCGGCCGGGUCGAAAGCCAUCCCCGCGCGGGACGAGCCCUCGAAACCGGUCGACGUGCCCGUCGAGCCGUCGCCCCUCCGCACCGCCCACCGCGAGCCGCCCCAGGCCGACGGCCAUCUCGUCUCCAACAGCAGCAUGACCGACAUGUACCUCCGAGGGCCGCCGCGCCUGCCCCUACCCAUCGACGAGGAAGUUCACACGCCGGGGUCCCCGAUCCUGGCCCCCGACGAGGACCUGGGCGACGUCGAGCUCGGGGAGUGCUCCGACGGCUUGACAAGAAAGAGUUCCGCCGUGAGCCAGAACACGCUGGACGAGGACGAGGACGAGGAGCUGCGGGUCGACAAAACGAGGCCCGUGGUCCCGACGAGGCUCGAAUGGAAUCGCGGCGGUGAAAAGGUCUACGUCACCGGCACCAUCUUCCAGUGGAACCGGAAGCAGAGGUUACAUCCUGUCGAGGGCAAGCCGGGAUGCUUCGCCGCGACGAUCCACAUACUGCCCGGAACGCACCAUGUUCGCUUCCUCGUCGACGGGAUCAUGCAGACGUCGCAGGAUCUGCCCACGACGGUCGACUUUGGCAACAAUUUGGUCAAUUACAUCGAGGUCAGCCCGGACGAUGUGCCUGCGGCCCAGAAGCGCCCGGCCCGGCCCGGCGGCGGGUCGGGGAGUGCUUCGCGAACCAGCUCGCAGGCAAAGGACCAGCCCAGGGCACCGAGGGGCAAGGCCGUCGACCCGCCGGAAAGCUACCACAGCGCGAUCCCUCAGUACCUGGUCGACUUUGACCAGCCCGAGGAGUCUUUGGCGUACAGGAACGCCGUGUCGGCCAUCGAGAAGCUGCCGACGCCGCCGAGCCUGCCGGGCUUCCUCGGCAAGCCGAUCCUCAACGCGGCGACGCUCAUGAAGGACGACAACAGCGUGCUCAACAUGCCCAACCACACGGUGCUGAACCAUCUGGCGACGAGCAGCAUCAAGAACAACGUCUUGGCCGUCUCGGCGACGACCAGAUAUCACAGCAAGUACGUCACCACCAUCAUGUACAAGCCGACCUCGGCAGACGAGGGCUAA